GGACCACUUGUCUUGGAAGAAGCAAUUCCAAGCGUUGAGAAGAAAAGAGUUACACAUGGCGGCAACUCUUCCUCGUUGAAUAAGAGUCACUGUUACUCUGAACUGUACUGUAACAUAACAUAACACCCUCUAAUUCUAAUUCUAAUUCUAUUAUAUUGCUUCGCUUCUUCAUUAUUCUUCUAUGCUCCGUUACACCCUCUCAUCCUCUCUUCUUCUUCGUCGCCUCUUCUCUCACCAUCACUUACCCACUAAAUUAAACUUCGCUUCCUCACCUGUUCUCAAAAUCAAGGUCCUUUCAAUGGCAACAACAUCUCAUUCCAACCACAAAUAUACCAAUCGACUUGCUUCCGAGCAAAGCCCUUAUCUUCUUCAACACGCUCAUAACCCAGUUGAUUGGUAUCCAUGGGGUGAAGAAGCUUUCGCCGAAGCACGCAAGCGAGAUGCACCUAUCUUCUUAUCAAUUGGGUACAGCACUUGUCACUGGUGUCAUGUUAUGGAGGUCGAGUCCUUUGAGGACGAGGGGGUAGCCAAGUUGUUGAAUGAUUGGUUUGUUAGCAUUAAGGUGGAUAGAGAGGAGCGACCAGAUGUUGAUAAGGUAUACAUGACGUAUGUGCAAGCUUUGUAUGGUGGAGGAGGUUGGCCACUGAAUGUGUUUAUUUCACCUGAUUUGAAACCUUUGAUGGGUGGAACUUACUUUCCCCCUGAUGAUAAGUAUGGACGACCUGGAUUUAAGACUAUACUUAGAAAGGUAAAAGAAGCUUGGGAUAAUAAGAGAGAUAUGCUAGUUAAGAGUGGAACAUUUGCAAUUGAACAGCUUUCUGAGGCAUUAUCUGCUACUUCAGUUUCUGAUAAAUUGCCUGAUGGUGUUCCAGACGAUGCUUUGCGUCUAUGCUCAGAACAGCUCUCUGGGAGCUAUGAUUCAAAGUUUGGUGGGUUUGGAUCUGCACCGAAAUUUCCCAGACCAGUUGAGAUCAACUUGAUGCUUUACCGAUCCAAAAAGUUGGAGGAUGCUGGGAACUUGGGUGGAGCUAAUGAAAGUCAGAAAAUGGUUUUCUUUAGCUUGCAAUGCAUGGCAAAGGGGGGCAUUCAUGAUCAUAUCGGAGGGGGUUUUCACAGAUAUAGUGUGGAUGAAUGCUGGCAUGUUCCACAUUUUGAGAAGAUGCUAUAUGAUCAAGGGCAGCUUGCUAAUGUUUAUUUAGAUGCUUUCUCUAUCACAAAAGAUACCUUCUAUUCAUGUAUAUUACGGGAUAUCCUUGAUUAUUUAAGGAGAGACAUGAUUGGUCCAGAAGGUGAAAUCUUUUCAGCAGAGGAUGCUGACAGUGCAGAGAUUGAAGGAGCAACAAGAAAAAAAGAAGGAGCCUUUUACAUAUGGACCAGCAAAGAGGUUGAAGGCAUACUUGGAGAGCAUGCUGCUCUUUUUGAGGAGCACUAUUACAUAAAACAGUCGGGUAACUGUGACCUAUCUACAAUGAGUGAUCCUCACAAUGAAUUCAAUGGCAAGAAUGUCCUGAUUGAGAGAAAGGAUCCUUCAGAAAUGGCAUCAAAGUAUGGCAUGUCAGUUGAGACAUAUCAAGAAAUUCUUGGAAAAUGUAGGCAUAAGCUGUUUGAAGUAAGGUCACAGCGGUCAAGGCCACAUUUGGACGAUAAGGUUAUUGUAUCUUGGAAUGGACUGGCAAUCUCAUCUUUUGCUAGGGCUUCUAAGAUUCUCAAGGGUGAAGCUGAAGGGACCAAAUUCUACUUUCCUGUCGUCGGCACUGAACCAAGGGAGUACAUGAGCAUUGCAGAAAAAGCAGCAUCCUUUAUUAUGAAGCAACUUUAUGAUGUGGAGACUCACAGGCUACACCAUAGUUUCAGAAAUUCUCCAUCUAAAGCUCCUGGUUUCUUGGAUGAUUAUGCUUUUCUGAUCUCUGGAUUGUUGGAUCUCUAUGAGUUUGGUGGUGGAAUCAACUGGCUUCUAUGGGCCAUUGAGUUGCAGGAAACCCAGGAUGCUUUGUUUCUUGAUAGGGAUGGAGGUGGAUAUUUCAAUAAUACAGGAGAAGAUCGUUCGGUUCUUCUCCGUGUGAAGGAAGACCAUGAUGGGGCAGAACCCUCUGGGAACUCAGUUUCCGCUAUAAAUCUUACAAGAUUGGCUUCCAUGGUUACUGGAAGUAAGGCUGAACAUUAUAAGCGAAAUGCAGAACAUCUAUUGGCAGUUUUUGAGAAUAGAUUGAAAGAUAUGGCGAUGGCAGUGCCUCUAAUGUGUUGUGCAGCAGACAUGCUGCAUGUACCUUCCCGAAAGCAAGUGGUCGUGGUUGGUGAAAGGGCUUCCGAGGAAUUUGAAAGCAUGCUUACUGCAGCUCACGCAUUAUAUGAUCCCAACAGAACUGUUAUUCAUAUAGAUCCCAACAAGAAGGAAGAGAUGGAAUUUUGGGAAAUAAACAACAGCAAUAUCGCUCUCAUGGCGAAGAAUAACUAUGCAGUCGGCAAGGUUGUAGCUCUUGUGUGCCAAAACUUCACUUGUAGCCCCCCUGUGACUGAUCAUUCGUCACUUGAAGCUUUGCUCUCCCAAAAACCCUCCUCUUCGUCUACAUAAGCUGUUGGUUCUAAUUUAUGAGAAAUAAAGUGCAUGUCAGUGAAAGCUCCCUCUUCAUCUACAGAACUUGUUGGCUUUGACUUGUGUAUUGAAUAAAAGUAGUUAAAUAUUCUCCCUUGAGUAGAGGGAUUGUUGCAUAUUCUUUUUGUUUGCCUGUGAACAAUAAAGCCAGAAUUUUUCUUCAAAUUUGAUACAGGACGAUGGAACUAUGUAUAUUUUUAUAGGUAACUGUUGAAAAUAUU
Gastrolobium bilobum is the source of this 2814-nucleotide messenger RNA. RefSeq lists its product as uncharacterized. The coding region runs from base 182 to 2572 and encodes 796 amino acids. The record is from RefSeq and is a predicted model, not a curated record. Gene Ontology annotation, cellular component: chloroplast. Gene Ontology annotation, biological process: carbohydrate metabolic process. NCBI's taxonomy places the organism in Eukaryota, Viridiplantae, Streptophyta, Magnoliopsida, Fabales, Fabaceae. The transcript has 15 exons.